Populus trichocarpa (black cottonwood) is the source of this 2283-nucleotide messenger RNA. Its product is annotated as common plant regulatory factor 1. The record is from RefSeq and is a predicted model, not a curated record. The transcript has 12 exons. Gene Ontology annotation, cellular component: nucleus. Gene Ontology annotation, molecular function: sequence-specific DNA binding; DNA-binding transcription factor activity. Lineage: Eukaryota; Viridiplantae; Streptophyta; Magnoliopsida; Malpighiales; Salicaceae. Gene Ontology annotation, biological process: regulation of DNA-templated transcription. Bases 632 to 1843 code for a protein of 403 amino acids.
AAAAAUAUCAUUGACAUACAUUUUGAUACGAAAAGUUAUUUGAAAAGCAACCGCUACCAUGCUGUCAAACAUACUUAAUCUAAUGACAUGGUGGAAAGACGCUAAUACCCUCAGACUUCAUAAGUAAUAUUCCUAGAAGAAGUUCAGGAACAGAAACGCAUCUUUAAUCAUUUAUGGUGUAGUUAGCUGUUGAUAGUUAAUGUUAAUGAUAUAUCCUAUGUAUCGAAUGAACAGAAGCCAUAAAUUUAAUUAUUUCGCGUUCCCUUGUCUGAAAAGAGCUGAGGAAGCCCGAUCUUUUACUGUAUCGUACUUGAAGAAAAAAUAGCCUUGUGAAAAUCGGUGGUAUCUUCCCUACACUAAACUGUUUUGCUUUGGGAUAGCUGGUUUGUGACUUCUUUAACAGACCUUACUCUACAAGCUGUGAGUGUUUUAGUGAAUCUAGAAAUUGUGCAAUGACUUAAUUUGAAUGACUAGAUGUGUCUCUCGAUUCAAUCUUUUUAUCUUCUAUUUUUCUUCGAUCCUUUCCAUGCUGUUUCCCACACCUUUGUCAAUCUAUCUCCUUUUGUUGCAGGUGAGAGAGUUAAAACAGUUUUUUCAUAUCAAUUCUUAAUUAAAAAAAAGGGUUUUUUUCAUGUGUUUUACCAUGGGAAACAUUGAAGAGGGAAAGUCUUCCACUUCUGAUAAAUCUUCACCUGCACCACCGGAUCAGACCAAUAUUCAUGUGUAUCCUGAUGGGGCAGCUAUGCAGGCAUAUUAUGGCCCCCGAGUGGCUCUCCCACCAUAUUACAACUCGGCCGUGGCUUCUGGUCAUGCCCCUCAUCCUUAUAUGUGGGGCCUGCCACAGCCUAUGAUGCCACCUUAUGGGGCACCUUAUGCAACAGUCUACUCACAUGGAGUGUAUGCACAUCCGGCUGUUCCAAUUGUAUCCCAUCCUCAUGGUCCUGGGAUUGUGUCAUCUCCUGCAGCUGGAACCCUUUUGAGUGCAGAAACACCUACAAAAUCUUCAGGAAAUACUGAUCGAGGUUUAGUGAAUAAGUUGAAAGGAUUUGAUGGGCUUGCAAUGUCAAUAGGCAAUGGUAAUGCUGAGACUGUCGAGGGUGGGGGUAGGCUGUCUCAAAGUGUGGAGAUAGAAGUUUCCAGUGAUGGAAUUGAUGGGAAUACAACUAGGGGAAAGAAAAGGAGCCGUGAGGGAACACCAACUGUUGCAACAGGUGGAGAUACAAAAAUGGAGUCACAUUCCAGUCCCCUUCCUAGAGAGGUGAAUGCAUCCACUGACAAUGUAUUGAGGGCAGCUGUUGCUCCUGGCAUGACCACAGCAUUGGAGCUUAGGAACCCUCCUAGUGUGAAUGCUGCUAAGACAAGUCCUACUACAAUUCCUCAAUCUGGUGUAGUCCUGCCCUCUGAAGCCUGGUUACAGAAUGAGCUGGAGCUGAAACGGGAGAAGAGGAAACAAUCAAAUCGAGAAUCUGCCAGAAGGUCAAGAUUAAGGAAGCAGGCUGAGGCUGAAGAACUUGCACACAAAGUUGAAGUACUCACCACAGAAAACAUGGCACUCCAAUCUGAAAUAAGUCAAUUUACAGAGAAAUCAGAGAAACUAAGGCUUGAAAAUGCUGCAUUAACGGAGAAACUCAAGAAUGCACGAUUAGGACAUGCGCAAGAAAUGAUUUUAAACAUUGAUGAGCACAGGGCCCCAGCUGUUAGUACAGAAAACUUGCUAUCAAGAGUUAACAAUUCUGCCUUUGAAGAAGAGCGUGAUCUGUAUGAACGAAACUCAAAUUCUGGUGCCAAGCUGCAUCAACUCUUGGAUGCAAGCCCCAGAGCCGAUGCUGUGGCUGCUGGUUGAUGACACUGGUUCACUCUCAGUCCCUUGUUAUCUUGAAUUUCACGGCAACCGUGUAAUUUUGGCCUAAUUACAAGCCCACAAAUACGGCUAACAGUUAGCAGUUGAUAGAAUGGCUAGAUAGGAUUGGCGUCUAUACUUGAGACUCGUGAUUUUGACAUGUUAAGUUAGCUUUCUCGAGGCAGAACUGAUACGUUUUAUCAAAUUCAGAGUGCUGGGAUGGCCACUCAAAGGUAAUGUACAUCGAAGAAAAUUAGGAACUAAGUGUAGGGAAGGUUUGGAAAAUAAUUUAUGAGUAUUCUGGUGUGUGCAAUUUUAACAAACAGUGAUGUGGACACUGUUCGAUAUAUGUAUGGGAAGAUUGUGCUGAUGCUCGCUCUUGUUAUUAAGUAUCUCAUAUAAGCUAUAAAUUAUGAUUGGAAUUUGAGACCGUUCAUUGAUAA